This is a messenger RNA of Solea senegalensis (Senegalese sole), 4031 nucleotides long. Its product is annotated as Wilms tumor protein homolog. The transcript is spliced from 13 exons. Gene Ontology annotation, molecular function: DNA-binding transcription factor activity, RNA polymerase II-specific; RNA polymerase II cis-regulatory region sequence-specific DNA binding. Gene Ontology annotation, biological process: negative regulation of apoptotic process; regulation of transcription by RNA polymerase II; negative regulation of cell population proliferation. Lineage: Eukaryota; Metazoa; Chordata; Actinopteri; Pleuronectiformes; Soleidae. Bases 1936 to 3258 code for a protein of 440 amino acids. The record is from RefSeq and is a predicted model, not a curated record. Gene Ontology annotation, cellular component: nucleus.
AUCUAUUUUAUUUACCCUAACCCUAAAACCAUGGCUUAACCCUCAAAAAGUUCUAACUAAAAGUUGUGAGGCCUAGACAAAAUGCUUUUUGGACCUCACAAAUAUAUAAAUACACAUAUUAGUACACAAGCACACAGCUCCAGUGACUAACAUUAAUGUAAUGGUUCAGGAUUUUUUUAAAAUGUGUACACCCCAUUUGCCUAGUAGCCAACAAUUUUGUUCUGCUCUCGCUGACAACAUGGGGGUCACAAAAAAAGCCUCACCCAAUAAAUCCCUGUUGUCUUGGGAGUAUACCUGCUGCUUUACCUCUCCAUCAGACAUCCGUUUGCAACCGGUAACUGAGUUUUGUAUUGCUUUGUAAAGAGAAAAUCUGUGAUUGCACACAGGACUUUUUGAUCUUCCGCUGAGUACAUCAGUAAGUUCAUGUGUGUUAUUUUGUAACUUUGGCGUUUGAAGUCACAAACUUAUUAAAAAGAGGCAGUGGGAGACCAGUAACUUUGGUGUCCCUGUUAGCUAAAAACACUGAUAAUAUUAUGACUGGCCAAAGAAAUGUUAUAACACUAGCUUUAAAUGAUACUGAGACUGUAUUUGUAAGUGAGUUUUUUAGUGAGAGACAAAUAAUACAAUUGCAGAUAUAAAAAAAGCUUAAUAUUUAUUGCUUCUAUAAGUUACUGUAUAUGUGUAACAAUGUCAAUUAUUAUUAUAUGUUUCAUUCCACAGAAUGUAUUUUUGCUGUCCAUUUGUUUUGAGUUGCAGAGAAGAGGUAUGUGACUUUUUCCAUUCCUUAUAUUUGUGUUGUGACUUCCUCAUUUAUGUUUUAUUGUGUAUUCUUGUCGUACAGUAUGUAAACUUAUUUUUAUAAUUCUAUUUUGUUUAAGUUGUCCUUUUUCAAUAAUUACAACAAAGCUCUACUACUUCUACCUCUACUAGUCUUCUGUGUUCUGAAAAAGAUGAUUUAUCUAAGAAUGAUCUAAGAGAUUAAAACCACACCAAGUGAUGCAGCAUUACAUUUGGUUCAGAAGACGGAAGUACACAGUUCCACUUGCUUACGAGAAAAGGACUUUUAUGUGAUGAUAGGCCAAAAAUGUUUGAUUUUGUCUUUUUUUCGACUGACCAGCUGGUGAACCCAACACACACUCGUACACAGUCCUUCCUCCAGUCUGAUAUCUGCUUGUCUGUGUUCCUCUCAGUUUUCUUGCCAGGAGUUUUCAUUGCCAGCAGGGUCGUCUGCUUCUCUCCUGACUCCCUGUUAGCUACUUUAUUGUGCUGGUUGGCUGACUGACUCUGGCUCAUUAUGAGCAGGUGACAAGGACAAGAUGAAGAAGGAAAGCAGAGCGAGGCACGGCUGUUUUACUUACAGAGCACUUUUUAUACGCAAAGGCAGAUUCAAGUACAUAAGGUCUGUUUUCAGUGCCUGCGCUUCCUCUGGCCAUGACCUACCUGAAGAACAUGUUCCCCCAACAGUUUAAGGAGUAAAUCAUGGAGAGGAGAUCAAGUGUCAGUGAAGUUAGCUCACACUUCAUCACCGCUACGUCCUUUUUAUUCCCCACACGUCGGCCACGGUCUGGCUCUGAAGGAAACGACAUAAGUUAUGGACAGGAGUUUAAACGUGGAGGCUCCGAGUAGAAACCUCUCCAUCUCUUCUUCUUCUUCUUCUUCUCCUGCUGCUUCUGUGGAUGAAAAACUGAACAGCUGAUCAGAGUUUUCUUCUCGUCCUCUGCUGCUGCUGCUGCUGCUGCGGCUGUGACUUUUCCCCUGUGUUUCCACAAACUUCUGUGUGCUAGAGUUUCCAGAGCAGCCGCAUCGUAAUCAACUGAAGAAGGGAAAGAGAAGAAGCAGAAACCAGCAGAACUGUCCAGGAUUCACUGGGUGGCGUUUUGGGUUUGGGUCAGUUAAACACCCAGGCUGGACGUGCCUCUCCUCCCCUGGACCACAAUGGGUUCAGACAUACGUGACCUGAACUCCCUGCUGACCCCGCUCCCACCGGGCCCCAGCCCCGGCUGCCCGGCGCUGCCCGUCAGCACGGCCCCACAGUGGGCUCCCGUCCUGGACUUUCACACCACGGCGUCCCCUUACUCCUCCCUGGCCGCCCCCCACAGCUCCCUGGGCUCCCACUCCUUCAUCAAGCAGGAGCCCAGCUGGGGAGCCACCAGUGACCCCCACCACCACGAGGCUGACCCCCACUGUGGCCUCAGCGCCUUCACCGUCCACUUCUCGGGACAGUUCACGGGCACUGGGGCCUGCAGGUAUGGGGCGGCGUUUGGGGCUCCACCGGCACCCAACCAACCCCAACCUGUGACUGCUCCACAUCACCACCAGCCCCCCAGCAGGAUGUUCAGCAACCCACCUUACCUGACCAACUGCAUGGACACGGCGCAGCAGGUGGCCCGCAACCAGACAGGUUACAGUGCAGUUGCAUUUGAUGGAGCCGGUAAUUACGGUCACACUCCCACACACCACAGCUCCCAGUUCUCCAACCACUCCUUCAAACAUGAAGACGCUCUAACUCAGCAGAAUACCAUGAGUGAGCAGCAGUAUCCUGUACCUCCUCCUGUGUAUGGAUGUCACACACCUUCAGACAGCUGUACAGGCAGCCAGGCUCUGCUGCUGAGGAACCCAUACAACAGCGGAGACAAUUUAUAUCAAAUGACCUCUCAGUUGGAGUGUGUGGCAUGGAAUCCUGUCAAUACACUGGCCUCCGCCAUAAAGAGCCACACAGCAGGCUACGACAGUGACCCCAACCCCAUGGUGUACAGCUGCAGCACGCAGUACCGCAUCCACACACACGGAGUCAUCAGGGGCAUUCAGGAUGUGAGACGGGUGCCCAGCAUCGCUCCAGCCAUUGUGCGGUCAGAAACCAGUGAGAAGCGUCCGUUCAUGUGCGCUUACCCCGGCUGCAACAAACGCUACUUCAAGCUGUCUCACCUGCAGAUGCACAGUCGCAAACACACAGGGGAGAAACCGUACCAGUGUGAGGUUGUAGACUGUGGCCGGAGGUUUUCCCGCUCAGACCAGCUCAAACGACACCAGAGGAGACACACAGGAGUUAAACCCUUCGAAUGCGAGACGUGUCAGAGAAAGUUCUCUCGGUCUGACCACCUUAAGACACACACCCGGACUCAUACAGGUAAAACAAGUGAGAAGCCAUUUAACUGUCGGUGGCCAAACUGUCAGAAGAAGUUUGCCCGGAGUGACGAGCUGGUGCGACACCACAACAUGCACCAGAGGAACAUCACCAAGCUGCAGCUGACCAUCUGAGUCCACGUCCCCUCUGUUUGACAACAUCUGCUCAUGUACCUGACGACCUUUGAACCCUGCAAAAUCAAUCUUAAAUUCUAAUAACUAGAUUCCACGCUCUUCUCUGCGUUAAACACAGUACGACUGUGAAACUGUGCCGUGACUCUCCAGGUGAGGCAUUUAAAGGACAUUCUGUGUUUUUUUUUUUAAUUGUGUUUAACAAGUGAUAUGGAACCACUCAAACCCUAACAAUGUGUGAAAUAUGCAGCCUUUCAUUCCCGCGUUGGUGGGCCUCAUUGGUGCGGUGUUGGCUCUCGGUGGAAGACGAGUGGCGUUUGCGUGGAUGACUCGGCACGUUUGUCAGCCGAGUGAGUCUCGGCAUUUUAAACAAUCAGAAAUGUCCAAGGAGUUCUUGUCAUAGACUAGAAGACAAAAGUAUAUGGACACAUUGCACCAACAGGGACUGUAAUACGGAGUUGGUCCCUCCUCUAAAAACAUGCCACGCUCACUUAGUCGAUUAAAUAUCAGUUUCUUCAAGGUGUGUCCCAUUUUUGUGGGGGCAAGAUUUACUACCCCUGUAACUCACUUCCAAGUGGCAAAAGGAUAGAAAACGGGUAAAAUGAGCAACAGGAUUGGGCCUUAGAUUUGUGAAUAAAAAAGAUGACACAAAGUCAGCGGGGAAGGACCGCCACACUCAUGUAAAAAUAGAUUUAAGCCUCUUGAUUAAAUCUGCACCUGCUCAAGUCUGCAACACCUGCCGCUGCUUUAUCUCACCAUUUUUCAGAUGGAGUAAA